Molecule: messenger RNA, 3420 nt
Organism: Cucurbitaria berberidis CBS 394.84
Lineage: Eukaryota; Fungi; Ascomycota; Dothideomycetes; Pleosporales; Cucurbitariaceae
Exons: 9
Coding region: 1-3420 (1139 amino acids)
Biological process (GO): translational elongation
Molecular function (GO): GTPase activity; metal ion binding; GTP binding
Source: RefSeq, a predicted model, not a curated record
AUGUCAUCUUCAACUUCAUCGUUCGCCUUUCCUGUCCUCAGUGACACCCACCCUGGUGACCACUCCCUACCUGCCUUCAUGGUAUCAACCACCCGUGGCUUUCUACCUCGUCAGAAUCCUGUCGUUGAGCUGCCAAAGGAGUUUGCAGCUGUCGAAUCGUUACUCCAACGCAUGCCUGUCAAGACACUGUCAGGGGAACCGGGCCUGCUCGCUAAGUUCACCUUUGGCGACACCUUGGUAAAAGAACUCCCUGACCUGACCGCCGAGAUCGAGAAGCAUCGCGAUGACCUCGUUGUCAUGAAUGCUCUGUACCGCGACUAUUCCUUCCUGGCUUCAGCAUACCUCCUCGAGCCAUGUCAUGAGAGAUACCUUAGGGGAGAACCGUAUGGUUUAGGCCGCCAAUCGCUGCCUCGCUGCAUUGCGCUGCCCAUUGUUAAAGUCGCUGAGAUUGCCGGUUUCAAGCCCUUCAUGGAGUAUGCUGGCUCGUAUGCGCUUUUCAACUACCGUUUGGAGGAGCCAGAAAAGGGCCUCGAAUACGAGAACCUUAGAUUAAUUCGCGCCUUUGAGCAUGGCCUGGACCCUACUUCUUCCGAGGCCGGUUUUGUGCUCGUCCAUAUCGCGAUGGUCAAGGAGUCUGGGGCGCUAGUUAAAGGUGCUGUAGAUAUGUUGGAGGGCUGCACGACGCGUGAUCGAGAACGGUUUGAUGAAGGUCUGCGGACGUUGGUCGGCGGUUUGAGAAAUGUCAAUGCUGUCAUGAAUACAAUGUGGAAUCGCAGUAAGCCCCAGAGCUACACCACCUUCCGUACGUUCAUUUUCGGCAUCACAUCGCAGUCAAUGUUCCCGAAUGGGGUCAUCUACGAAGGUGUGAGCGAAGAGUCAAUAUCGUUUCGAGGUGAAUCUGGAGCCAACGACAGCAUGAUCCCGAUGUGUGACAAUCUUCUCCAGAUCAAGAUGCCAGAGACGCCACUCACCGAAAUCCUCGAGGAUUUCCGUCAAUACCGCCCUGGUAACCACCGCGAGUUCCUGGAAGCUGUUCGCGACUGCGCUCAACAAUCGGGUGUUCGAGAGUUUGCGAAAGGCGACUCUAUAUCGGCUGCGCUGUAUCUCCAGGCUCUUGACCAGGUCCGCGACUUCCGCUGGCGGCACUGGUGCUUUACACGCGAGUACAUCCUUAAGCAUACGUCGCAUCCCACGGCGACUGGAGGGAGCCCGAUCGUGACAUGGUUGCCAAACCAACUGACUGCUGUACUCAUCCAGAUGGUAGAGACGUCGGAGUUCUGCAAGUCAGUAAAGGGCGUUAGUGACAUUAUGGACACUGCCAACCAGCAACGGGAAACGCUGAAGAAGGAAGUGGCGAAGUAUUGCGGCGAGCGAGGCAACUCUCGCACACUCCAGCAAUCGCCACCAUUCAAUGACAGUUGCAAGACAUCUCAUGGAACAUUCACGUCUCCCUCGAAUACCAAACGUACGGCGAACCUUACGGAACACGUCCUGAGAGAGCCACCCUACAUAGACAGCAUGACCUCAAGAUACACAGCAAAACAGAACCCAAUAGACCGACGGAAGGGCGAGUCUGCGCUCAGCGAGUUCGCCGACUACGUACAAAAACAGCAAGCACUGCGCCGCCCGCCAGGCCAGCCGCCCGCCGUCCUCGAAGACCACGAUGAGUUGAGCAUAUUAGACGAGCUUGGUCUGUCUGAUGACAUCAAGUCACACAUUCGCUUGAAGACACUCCUUACCGAUCCCGCCGAAGAGAACGUUGUUGCCCUCGCUGAGCACGUCAAGGAGCGGCUAGUAGAGGGCCAUGGUGAGGUCCUCUUCGAUGUUGGGCUAGAGGACAGCGGCGAAUCCAUGGGCUUUUCGAAGGAGAACUGGAGCUUUGCACUGGAGAGAAUUGGGACAGUAUGCGAGCAGAUAAAGGCCGACUACAAGCUUUUGAUGACAAGAAAUGUGGACGGCGACGUUGAAGUAGGACCCCGAGACGCAAAGGAUACAGGAGCAAGUGGGAAGAUGAUCCUGAGGCAAAGACCGCAGAGUGUCGAUGAUGUGAUCGAGACGAGGAUAGCAGUCGUGGGAAAUGUCGAUGCUGGCAAAAGUACCAUGCUCGGCGUGCUUGUCAAAGGCGGUCUAGAUGAUGGCCGCGGCAAAGCACGUGUGAACCUCUUCCGCCACAAGCACGAGGUCGAGAGUGGACGAACCAGCUCCGUCGGUAUGGAGAUCAUGGGCUUCGACAGCAAGAGUGAGGUUGUUGUCUCGAAUGUUGCCGGCAGAAAAUUAACAUGGGAGGAGAUUGGAAGGCGCUCUGCGAAAGUGAUCAGCUUCACCGACCUGGCGGGACACGAGAGGUACCUGCGCACCACUGUCUUCGGCCUCUUAUCUAGCGAGCCAAACUACUGUCUCUUAAUGGUGGCUGCUAACAACGGCCUGGUGGGCAUGAGCAAAGAACAUCUUGGUAUCGCUCUUGCGCUCAAUGUGCCGGUCAUGGUUGUUAUCACCAAAAUCGACAUAUGUCCACCGCAGAUUCUUGAGCAGACCAUCACUCAGUUGACCAAAAUUCUCAAGUCUCCAGGCGCACGAAAGAUCCCGAUCUUUAUCAAGAACAGGGAAGACUGCAUUCAGACUGCUACUCAAUUCAUGUCUCACCGAAUCUGUCCCAUUUUCCAGGUUUCCAACGUCACGGGACAAAAUCUUGAUCUAGUCCGCAUGUUCCUCAACGUCCUUCCACACCACGGCAACUACGAUAGCUCUGCACCCCUCGAGUUCCAUGUCAACGACACCUUCUCUGUUCCAUUUGUUGGUACCGUUGUCUCUGGUGUGGUCAAGUCUGGUAUCAUUCACUCUGGCGACACAGUUCUUAUCGGACCAGAUGGCCUAGGUCAGUUUCAGAGCACAAAAGUACGCUCCGUCGAGCGGAAACGGAUACAAGUGGCUGGAUGUUCCGCCGGCCAAUCUGCUAGUCUCGCACUACGCAACGUUCGACGGAAGGAUGUACGGAAAGGCAUGGUCGUCUUACACAAGGCUGACAAGCCUGAUCCAACUACAGGCAUCAUACCGAACCCUAAGGUUUAUCGCGAGUUUGUUGCGGAGGUAUUGAUUCUGUCUCAUGCGACUACCAUCAAGACCAAAUACCAAGCAAUGCUUCAUGUUGGUCCUAUAUCUCAGACAUGUGCGAUCAUCGACAUCGACCGUCAGUACAUCCGAACCGGCGACCGUGCGCAGGUAGCUUUCAGAUUCGUGCAGCGGCCGGAGUACUUGACCGUCGGCGACCGGAUACUGUUCCGUGAGGGCAGGACGAAGGGCUUGGGUAUCGUGAAGCGUGUGGGCUACGAUCCGAAACACCCACUCAAUCCGGAGUUGCAAAAAGAGCAGGACAAGGGGGAGGGGAACCACCAAGGUGGGAAGAAGGUCGAGAGUUCGUGA